AUGGAAGCCCGAAGGUUGGACCUCCUGGGGCUCCUCAUCCAACCCGUCCAACGCAUUCCUCGCUACCAAAUGCUCCUCGAAGAUCUGCGAAGGCGGUCACCAGAAGACCACCCUGACUACCAGAACUUGACUCUAGCUAUUGCCGAGAUAACGCGCAUUGCCAACGAGGUGAACGCGCAAAUGGACAAGGAGGAGAACUUCCUCAAGAUGUACAAGAUACAGGCCUCUUUCAUCGGCAACGUCAAGUGCCUCGUCAAGGAGGGGCGCGUGUUCGUGCGAGAAGGCGCGCUGAUCAAAAUGUGCCGCAAGGUGCCCAAGAAGCGUUGGUUUUUCUUGUUCAACGACGCGCUCGUCUACGGAUCGCUUGUGGGCGCCGACAAAGCCGAAAAGGCUUCGGUGUACACCAGGGAGACGGCCGGCAAGACCAGCAACAGAUACACGUUCCACCGCAUGAUCGAGUUUGGAAGCGGGCGGCAGGGCGAGAAGAACCGCGACACCUUCAAGGUGCGCGACAUCCCCGACUCUGGCGACGAAAAAUACGCCUUCCAGAUCAUCAGGCACGCACGCACCACCUACUCUCUCCCUUCCUGCCCGGAGAAGGAGGCGUGGAUGGUGGAUCUGCAACAGCAGCUUGCCACCCAGGGCGCUGCCACGGGCGAAGACGAAGGCGCCCCCGUGUGGAUUCCCGACAACAAGGCAACCGACUGCCAGAUCUCCAAAAAGGCGCGUCUCUCCAAGCUGAAGACGGAGAAGGCCGUGCGGGUGUGCACUUUCUGUUACAACUGGCUUCACACCAAGGAAGGCGAAGGAGACGAGGAGAGUGUACAUGGCGCCGAGGGAGACGAGAGCAGCGAGGACAAGCGCAACAGCGGCCGGGAGGAGGCCAAGGAGGAGAGUGAAAACGAGGACGACGAGAACAACAAGAAGAAACCGAGCGCAACGAAGAAACAGAAGAAGGAGAAAAAGGAGAAGAAGGAGCGAACGCGGGACAAGCUCGGCAACCUGCUCUCGUGGCGAUCGGACGACCACAAGCGCCCAACUGGAAACAACUUUGCCCGACUCCUCGGGAGCUACAGUGGCAAAUCGCCGCGGCAUGGCGACACCAAGGAGAGGGAGGGGCUGGACUUUGAGCCUGUCCAGAUGCCCUCUCCGCCUCUCUCUUCCGAAGGCCCCAAACCGCACUCGGGCGACCACGCAUCCGUUCAGGCCUCCAGCGCCGCCCCGGUGCCUGAGAAGGACAAGGCGAGCACGGUGCAAAACGAGGAGCCGGCACAGGCUCACCACCCGCUCGCCGAGGAACAGCAGCACCAGCACCAGCAGCAGCGGGAGGGAGCCGAGGCGGAGCACAAGAGCGAAAAGGAACAGGAGGAGAAGGAGGAGAAGGAGGAGAAGAAGGAGGAGAAGGAGAUGGAGAAGGAGGAGAAGGAGAAGGAGAAAGAAAAAGAGAAGGAAACGAAGCAGUCGAAGGAGGUGACGCCACCGAGCACGCCCCAGCCCGCCACCGCCACCGCCAGCUCGGUGCUUUGGAGGCGGAGCAGCAUAACCCCUGGCCGCACCAGCCCCGCUCCUCUCCUCUUCAACGCCGCCGCCGCCGCCGCCAGCAGCCCGGCCGCCACUCCCACGUCCUCCUCGCUCUCUUCGCCCAACCGCCCAGCCUCCCCAGCCCUCAGCCGGGUCAGCAAUCGAGGGCAGCGCAUGUCGAUCGGGCUGGAGAGGGUCAAGCUGCAGGCUGCUCUCGCCCUUGAAGCCGCCAAUGAAUCCAAUCAGUAG
Molecule: messenger RNA, 1770 nt
Organism: Acanthamoeba castellanii str. Neff
Lineage: Eukaryota; Discosea; Longamoebia; Acanthamoebidae
Product: Zn fingercontaining protein
Exons: 12
Coding region: 1-1770 (589 amino acids)
Molecular function (GO): guanyl-nucleotide exchange factor activity
Source: RefSeq, a predicted model, not a curated record